Molecule: messenger RNA, 397 nt
Organism: Ostrinia furnacalis (Asian corn borer)
Lineage: Eukaryota; Metazoa; Arthropoda; Insecta; Lepidoptera; Crambidae
Exons: 4
Coding region: 1-327 (108 amino acids)
Source: RefSeq, a predicted model, not a curated record
AUGAAUCUUAAAUUGCUCCUGCUUAUUUUAUUCAUCACAGCAUUAACAGUAGCCCAUGGGCCUCCAUCGGACCGAGACAACGAAGAUAUUGCUAUGGGCCGAAAGAUGGGAGCGAAGUGGUGCAGCAUGGCGAAAGUGUGCAACCACGACCGCGUGCCCAUCUGUGGGAUCAGCCAUGCCGGUGACGUCAUGGGAUUUCGGGACCUCUGCGACAUGUUUGACUUCAACUGCAUAAGGAGACGAAAUUAUAAGCAGACUGCGUGUCCAGAAGACAAAUCCAUCCUGACUGUGUCCCGCAGACCGACUAAUAGCUACUACGAUGAUUAAACAUUAUGUAAAUGAUGCUAAUGUAAAUUGCUAUGUAUUUUAAAGUAUAUUAAAUAUGCAAGGAUUAGUA